GACUGGAGAUGAUGGCAACUGUUCAUUUAGUGGUGAUGGGUGGUGUUUGCACACUUAUUAUAGCGCGUUUCUGCUUAGUAGAUUAAAUAGUGUAAGUUUUGUUGUGUGAAAUAGUGCCAAUAUCUUCGUUUCUGAUCUCAUAGUGAUUGAAUCUGCGAAAACUUCGCUCCUACGAACGUUUACGACAGAAGGGAGAUGCAGGUGAUUUUUGAUGUGUAAGCUGUGCCUGCGGAUCAUCGUGUGCAAUGGGCGGGCGUUUUCCACCGUUAUUUUAUGUUUCGGAUAGACAUCCACACGAGGGAUUCAGUAACAUUUUGCUGGAUGAAUUUCAAUAGAUUCCAUCAAUUCUGGAUCCGACAAGUUUUACGUGAACCUUGACAGACUAAUGACAUGUGACCCCAAUCUGACAUUUAGUAACUUUUCAGUACUUAAUCUGUUUCACACAUUGUAAGUGUUCAUUCAUUCUUGUGCACGGUGUUUUAAAUAAUUUGUCAGCUGUUGUUUUUUGUUUCCCAUUCGAAAUGUUUCGAAAAAUACUAUGGCCUUGUGUUUACAAAGAAACAUCUUGUUAAUGAGUGCUGCUAACCUGAAAAUGCACCAGAAAUGCAUGUUUGAACGUGUGGCUAUAUUAUAGUAUCAUCAUGUGCAAUAUAAGAAGAACAUUUGUGUGUUGUCAACUGUCACCGUAUUGUCUACAGUCAAAAUAUGGAUAUAAACAUGGUUUUAUUUACCCUGAACAAAUCUUCAAUCACGUAGCAACAUGUUAUAUUAAAGUUACAGAAUAAAAUGGAGUGACAGUCAACAAGAAUACUCAGUUAUACUCAUUACUUGGAACUGCAAGUUCAAUCUCUCACUCAUGAAGCGUUCCAGAGAUUUCAUGUAAAAAUUGUUUUUAUUUACAAUGAUGUCUGACAUAGUGGAAAACAACAGAUAUAUUGUCCAAGUGUUUGUGGGGCAGUUGUCACAGCACUAUGAGGCAUUAUCAGUUGAGGCAAGCAAACAAACAACAUCAGAAGAAAUUGUUUCGUGCAUUGUGGAAAGAUUAUCUUUAGCAGAUAGCCCCUCUGGAAAUUAUGAAUUGGCAGAGGUUAUUGGAGAUUCAACUGGUCAGGAAUGCAAGGAGAGAAGACUGGGACCUAAUGAAAGUCCUGUUGCUCUCAUGCUGUUAUGGCCAAAAGUGUGGCCAGAUAUUAAUAAGGAGCAGGAAUUAUAUAGAUUUUAUCUUAGAGAAAAACAAAAUGAAUCAGUUUGGACAGAUAGUUUAAUGGACCCACAACUUAUAAAGGACUAUUUUUACCGGUUUCUGUAUCAGCCAAAAGAUCGAGAAUAUCCAGAUUUAUGCCAACUUCCAGAUCUUAAUGAACAAACAUUAUUGGAUAAUCUGAGGGCACGAUUUAUGGGUGGUCACAUUUACACAUAUGUGGGAUCUAUUUUAAUUGCACUUAAUCCAUUCAAGUUCCAUCCGAUAUAUAAUCCCAAGUAUGUAAAGCUGUACCAGAACCGGAGAUUGGGUCCAGAGUUGCCACCUCAUAUUUUUGCGGUGGCGGAUGCUGCGUACCAUUGCAUGUUGAAAGAAAGGCGAAAUCAGUGUGUUGUUAUUUCCGGUGAAAGUGGUAGUGGGAAAACUGAGAGCACGAACUUUCUGCUCCAUCAUUUGACUGCUCUGAGUCAAAAAGGCAGUCAUGGGAGUGGAGUGGAACAGACGAUUUUGUCUGCUGGCCCUGUGCUUGAGGCUUUUGGGAAUGCCAAAACAGCUCAUAACAACAACUCAAGUAGGUUUGGAAAAUUCAUUCAAGUGAAUUACAAAGAGAAUGGAAUGGUCCAUGGGGCUGUUGUGCAGAAGUAUUUGUUAGAGAAAUCUCGAAUUUGUACUCAAGGCAGGCAUGAACGAAAUUACCAUGUAUUUUACUACCUUCUAGCAGGGGCUUCAGAGACAGAGAAACAAUUGCUUCAUUUGGGCAACAUAGAAGAUUACAAUUAUCUUAACAAGAGUGGCUCAUAUGCUCUGGACAAGAUAGAUGUGGAUGAGGCAUAUGAAUUCACAAGGCUCAAGCAAUCAAUGGAACUCGUUGGCUUUGGAACAGAAAAGCAACGUAGAUUAUUUGCUGUAUUAUCAGCAGUUCUUCUUCUGGGUAAUGUAGAAUUUCAGCCUAGGAAACAAGCUGCAUACAGACAUGAUGAGGCUGUUGGUGUAAGAGAUCCAGAACCUGUGCGACUGGUGUCAGAACUUCUGCGUGUGCGCCAGGAGACUCUCAUUAGUGCUCUGACUUCAAAACGUGCCAAAGCAUCUGGAGAGACAUUAAUUAUUAACUUCAGGUUGCCAGAGGCUAUUGCUGCGAGGGAUGCUAUGGCUAAGUGUCUAUAUGGAGCUUUGUUUGAUUGGAUCGUUCUUCAAGUGAAUCAUGCAUUGUUAUCAAAGAAGGAUACGUUACGAGAACAUCAAGGAAAUUCCAUUGGAGUUUUGGAUAUUUUUGGGUUUGAAGACUUUGGAGUUCAUAACAGCUUUGAACAGUUUUGCAUAAAUUAUGCAAAUGAACACUUACAAUACUAUUUUAAUCAACAUGUGUUCAAAUAUGAACAAGAAGAAUAUCGAAAAGAAUGUAUUAGAUGGACAAACAUAGAUUUUAUGGACAAUACCGCCUGUCUUCAGCUAAUAGAGGGAAAACCAAAUGGUUUAUUAUGUAUGCUUGAUGACCAAUGCAAUUUUCCUGGAGCUACUAAUGAAACAUUGCUUCAAAAAUUUAAUUCAGUUCAUAAGGAAAAUAGUUUCUAUGAAAUACCACAGCGUCGAGAAGCUGCAUUUAUAGUCAGACAUUAUGCUGGAAAAGUGAAAUACCAGGUGGCAGAAAUGAGAGAGAAGAAUUUAGAUUUAAUGAGGCAGGAUAUAGUGGGUGUACUGAAAAACAGUAGCAUGGCUUUUGUAAGGGAGCUUGUUGGUGCGGAUCCUGUUGCUGUUUUUCGUUGGGCUAUUGUUCGAGCCUUUUUCCGUGGUUAUUUUGCUUUUCAUGAAGCAGGGCGAAGGCACCGUCAAGGACGAGAGGGCAAUAAGCAAGGAACAGCACAGACCCGUUAUCGAAAUCACACUCCAAAUGAAUCUAUUAUUAGGAAAAAUAAAUCAUUCCGGCCACGGGAGCGAGGCAAGAAAGGGUUGAAAAACUUACAGACAGUGAAGACCCUUGUGGGUCGCACGCAGAGUCACUCCAGUGGGCAGCAGCCUGGCAAAGCACGAAAGCAGCCUCAAACCGUCACUGCACAGUUCCAGCAGUCACUGCACAGUCUCAUGGAUACCCUUAACCAAGCAAACCCUUUCUUCAUCCGCUGCAUCAAGAGCAAUGGGAAUAAGAUUCCAAAUAAAUUUGAUGAUGACACCGUACAGCGGCAGUUACGUUAUACUGGAAUGUUAGAAACUGUUAGAAUACGACAAGCAGGAUACAAUGUUCGUCUUACUUAUGAUGAAUUCAUCCAACUUUACAGAAUUCUUUUGCCUAAGGGACUUGUAAGUUCUCAGGCAGAUGUUCGUGAUUUUAUGGCUACAUUGAAUCUAAAUCGUGACAAUUAUCAAUUGGGGCAAACCAAAAUUUUCUUGCGUGAAUCUGAAAAAGUUAAACUUGAUUUCCGUUUACAUCAACAAAUUAUGUCCAGCAUAGUUACUAUUCAAAGAUGGUGUCGCUCAGUCUUAGAGCGGCGGCGAUUUUUACGGAUACGAGAGGCUGUUAUUGUAAUACAGGCUAACUGGCGUAUGGUUCAUGCCCAGCGUUUACUGGCAAACAUGCGCAGACAGAUAGAUGCUGCUAUUCGCAUCCAGACUAGUUGGAGAUGCCACUUCCAACAUCUUUGGUUUAAAAAAUUGCGUGGUGGCAUCAUUGUUAUUCAGGCCCAUGUGCGAGGAAAAUUAGCCCGUGAGAAGUAUCUGGAACUGAAAGAAAAAAGAAGAAAAGAACUUGAGGCCCAGAUGCUAUUAGAAGCCAGUCUGUUGUCCCAAAAGUUACAAGAAGAGGAGCAAAAAAUAGCAGAAUCGGUUGAACUGCCUCAAAUUGAGUGUGCACGUGUACAACCUGUUGUUCCGAAGCCUAAAUCCAUUGGAGCAAAAGAGAACACUCUUCCUUCAUAUCAAGAUGAGAAAGAAAUCCCAGUGCCCAGUAUUUUACUUGUAACUGAUCACAAAGGUAGUAGUGAUUCUUUGACAUCACAAAAGAGUUAUGAAUCUCAGCGCAGUAGUGAUUCGCAGUCCAGUGCCCCUGUUCGUGAAACAUUGCAUAAAAUACGCACAUUUAUUGGAGUUGCAAAAAAGUCGGAGAAUACUGCUGCCCCCCUGGCGUAUAGUGAUGGUGAGCUGGAAGACUCAAAUUUAUCUACUCCUAGGACUUCAGCUUCUGAUGUUUCUGUUCAUCCCAUCAGUCAGUUUAUUGCCUCUGAAAUUACGAAGUUGGAUCGUAGCAAAGUUGAACUGAGAAAUCCUCAUGUUCCUAUGAAUUCUGUGACAAGCAAUUUACGACCACCUGCUUAUCAGCUUUCUUAUAACCAUGAACAAAUCCAUUCUCCAGAAACUACAGUGCCACCACCUCACAAACCACUGAAGAGAGAACCUAGAGUAUCGCAAUCUCCAAAUGUACUGUUGCCAGAGCAGAGAUCUCGCGUUCCAUUAAAGCCAAGCAUCAGUCAUGAUGAGCAACUUGUGGGAAGGCCAAGGACUAUGGAAAUUGAAGCACCAGUGCGUAGUGCUCGAAGACACAGAGUCCCACGAGACAUUGUGUGUCGUAGUGUAGGUGAGGAAAUGACUGACAGUUUGACUGGCUCGCCUUACCCUGGCAUCUUGGGUACAAUUCGGGAGACCAAGACAACAAUGGACAGCAACAGGGCUGCAGAUGCUCGUACUUUGUGGAUUGCAGGGAAAGAUCACAAAACGAGCGAUGGAGGUAGUGAGAGUUCUUUGGGAAGCCGCUACUCAUCUCAGGAGUCAGAGUGCUCCCCCAACUAUCAAAUGGAAAAUGUGUACCAAAAAUCUGGUAUUCCCAUACAUGGUGUUUCUACAAAGAGAAAUAGAAGUGGUGCAAUAACGUCAUUAAAUGUGAAGAGACGUAAUAGUGAUCCUGCUACUAAAAGUGCUUUCAUUGCCACUGAUCCUGUGGGUACUGAUUCUCCUAACAAACCAUCAGAUGUUCUCCAAUGGAAGAGUCCACAUGAAUUUACCAUUGCUGGACAUAUAUUCAAGAAAGUUACAAGGAUUCCAAAAGAAGAUCGCUGUAAUUAUUGUAGAAACUCAGUAGAUGCUUUUGUUGAACAAGGACACAAAUGUGCAGAAUGCAAAGUUUUAUUCCACACAAAAUGCAUUCAAAAUGGUGGUGUUGUUCAGAUGCCUUGUACCCUACAGGUACAGGGUGGUGGAAAACCAGGAAGAAGGAAAAAUCGUAAACAUUCCCGUACACCUUAUGAUAUGAAUAAAUUAACUGGGAAAUUCAAUUUAACUGGAACUUCUGAAUUUACUGACAGUACAGAUAAAAUAAUUUCUGAUGCCAGCGAACUGCAACAAAUGCAGGAUUUCAUCACGCAGAAGAUUUACAAGAUAGAAAGUGAAGAAAUACAAAAAGGCAAUAAAUCUAGUGAGGUAGACAGAGUUUUCAAGCAAGCAUUGAAAGAAUUUAAAGACAAUCUUGUUUCAACAUAUAGUGUAAUCAACAAACAAGGUGAAACAUUUAACAUCAAGUACAAAGAUCUCAUUGCAAAUUUUCUUCAUGUGAUGGAGACAGUUUGUAAUCAAGAACAGAUGAAAGAGGCAUUUCCUGUUACAAUGGGUGUAAAUGCUUUCCGAGGUUUUAUGAAUGAAUUUAUGAGUUUGAAUCGUGUAGAAGAGAAGCCAAAAACAAAGAGGAAGAAAGAGAAAAAGCGGAAAGUGGAAGAUCCAAUUGUUCACAUGGGACAUAUGUUCCUGUUUUCAAUGAUAAAUAUUCCAACUGCAUGUGAAGUUUGUUCUUCAUUCUUCAUGUGGCCAAUAGAGAAGAGUCUUAUUUGCCAAAAUUGCAAAUUAACUUGUCAUAAAAAAUGUUACCAAAAAGUGGGAAACACUUGUGGAAAAGACAGUGGAGCCAUUAAUCAGGGAGGACCUCGUGUGUUUGGUGUCCCUUUGCAUCAGAUGGUAGUGGGUGAUGGAAAAGUGCCAGUAGUGGUUGAUAGACUUAUUACAACUAUUGAAAUGUAUGGACUUUACACUGAAGGAAUUUAUAGGAAAUCAGGGGUGAAUUCGAAGAUCCGGGAACUAAAGACACGCAUUGAAGAAGAAAAUACUGAUGAUGUUAAUUUUGAAAAUUACCAAGUUCAUGUUUUAGCUGCAGUUCUGAAAAGCUUCUUUCGUGAGAUGCCUGAGCCUCUACUUACAUUUGAUAGUUAUGAGGACUUUCUUAGAGCUGCCAACUUAUCAGAUGCUCAGGAUCGUAUUUCCACUCUGUUUGCCAUUUUAAAAAAAUUGCCAAAACCUAAUUUUGACCUGAUGGAGAGGUUAAUUUUUCAUUUAGCAAGAGUGGCUCUUCAUGAAGAAGCAAAUCGAAUGAAUGCGAGUGCAUUAGCCAUUGUGUUUGCACCUUGCAUAUUGCGAACUAACAAGAUUCUCCCUGCUCAAGAUUCUUUGCAAGAUAUUGGUCGGCAGACUCAGUGUAUAGAAACUAUUAUUUCUGAGAAGUUACGGAAAGUUAAAGCUACGCUUGCUGAUAUAGAUUCGUUGGAUACUGCUUGUCAUACUGCGAACCAUAGAUUAUCCUCUUUGCGAAGCUCUAAGAUUUUCAAUCCUGAAGAAUUUGCACCAGCUGAAAUGACAACUAAUGAUGCCAAGCCUUCUCUCAAUGCCGAUGAAGAAGAAGCAAUGUUAGUUGGCACAAUUCAAGAAAUGCAGAAGGAAAAAGCAUUGCUGACAUCUGCUCUCCCAAGUUUGACAAGGACUACAUCAGAUGAUGAUUUGUUAUCCACUGAUAUGGAUGAUGGAAGUUUAGAUGAUGUUACUGGGCAUAUAGAUGAAGUGGAUAAUGAAGGUCAUACUCCAUGUCAGUCUUUGUUACCACCUACCCGUAGAAAUCGUGCUAUAACAAGGACUGGUGUAUUGCGAACAGUUUCUGGUGGUGAUGAAGAUCAACAUCGCAGUGUGAUUGGAAAAACGCGUUUGAAACGGCAAUCUUCUUCUGAUACAAGUGUUGUGUCGCUGUACCCACCCAUAGACUGUGAUGAAGAUCCUAUAAUGGUGUGAUAUCAUAAGGAUGCUUUUAUGUUUGGAACCAAUCUUUCGAUAAGUGUGCUGUCAUGUAAUAUUAUAUUAUUUUCAGGAUUUAUAAAUAUAUAUUAUAUAUAUUUUUUACUGUUACCUUCCACAUUCCAUAUAACUUCAAAAUGUGGAUUAACAUUGUAAUUUAUGUACUGACUGUUCUCGUACAUUCAAGUUUAAUAAUUAGGUUCUGGAAGUUCGUGAUUGGAGUUCAUCAACACAUUUUUCUCUGUGAUUAUUUUUAAGUGUUUGAUAGAUAUAGGUGUUGCUGAUUCCAAUGUGAGAAUCUUCGUUGAUAUUACUUAGACCGUGUACAUAAGAAGUACGUAUGUGUGAAAAUUUGUGUGAAUGUGUGUUAAGUGUGAUGUGCAGAAUGCUGUCUGUUCUUUUUAUUGUUUUGUUGCAAUCUUAUCCUUUAUAAGAUUACUCGAAAUUUUCUAUAAACUUGUGAUUUGAAACUGUAAGUCCAUAAAUUCUAGAUUUCAUUUUUAUUGAAAAUACUUUAUACCGUGUCAUAGCUGAGAAAUUGUGGUGUUAUAUUACAUUAGUCAUAUUAAGCUUUAAAAGUUAAAAAUUUCAUUUAGAAAAUCAGUGCUUUACCAUUUACAAUUAUUGUUAACAUUUCCAAAGAUUAUAUCUGUAUUAUAAAGUAAACUGUUCUUAGGCUUUGUGUGUGUUCAAAAGUCUUUAUGGUUGUCUUGUUAUAGAAUUGCGCACACAAACAAAGGAGAACAAGUUUUGUUGCAGGUUGGAAUUUUACAAGUUUUUUGCUAACGACAGUUACAUCAGUCGUAUUUCUUGUUAUUGCAAAGUUCUCUUUCAGGAAAGAUGAUUUUAAAGCCUUUAUGUCAAAGGAGCAUUUAAUAGUUUGUUAUUAGCUUUCUCUAUAUGAUUUAUUUUGGUUAUAGAAGUGUUAUUGAUAUGUUAAUGUAUUGUUGUAGACCAUGUCGUUUCAGAUGACUGUCUAUAUUAUUGCAUUUAUGUGUUCUGAACUAUUUUGCUGUAAUGGCAUAAGAUAAUAGCGCAAGUUGUUUGUUACAUGUUACUUCAGAUCAUAGUCAAUUAGUUCUUUAAACAAGACUUGUCGAUACCUCGUUAAACUGAAAUACUUUUCAGUGAACCAUGACAAAAUACUUAUUAGUCUGAGAUAAUAUAAAUUUCUUAUUGAAUUACUAUGCUUUUUAUAAUAUGCAUUUUGCAUUAUUAUUCUGAAUAGCAUUGAGAUUUUUGAUAGCUGUAUAUGUACUUGAAAUUACCAUUUGGACAUCUUAUAGAAAAUAAUACAGGCUAUGAGCAAUAUUUUCAUAAUGCAAAAUUGUAAUCCUUCAGAUUUAUAUUUUUCAUAAUAUGAAGAUCUAUUUUAAAAGUUGUGUUAUCAAGGGAUAAGAUAUAUAAGUAACCUUUCAUAGAUUUAUGUACUGAUUAUCAGUGUUGGCAAUUGCUAAAUUAUAUUUGACUGUGGUAGAAGAAUUACUACUGGUGUCAUAGUGUUUGUGUGCUCUGUUAGUGGCACUGUGAUCUUCCUUCCCUGUACAUUUACAGCUGAAAUUGAUGUUAUUUGUAAUUUGAAGUUCAAUUGCUCUUGAGGUGAUAGACUGUAUGCCAAAUGAGAAUUAAAGAAUAUGAGUGGAGAAAUACUCGGAAACAGGCUGCAACAUCAUUGACACUGCAUCAAAUAACUUUCAAUGUUAACUAUUAUUUGUAUUAUGUGCUGUGUACUGCUACUUGAUAACUACAUAUUUUGCUUAUCUAAGAUAGUAUUUAUAUCAGUGUACAAAAUGCUGAUGUGCAAGUAAUGUUGUAAUUACUUGGAUUGAAUUUUCACUCCAUACUCAAUGUUGCGUGUAUACAGUGACAUAAAUUUUCUGUGUUUUGUGAAAAUGCAUAUUGAAUCCAAGGAUUCUUCAGAAGUCAUUUCAAAGGAGUAAUAAAUUAUAAUCACCUUCCAUUUUAAUGUUACAUCGUUUUCAAGAAAAGGUUGUAGCUGUUGUGUAUUCUGUUUAUAUGUAAUGUAUGAAUGACUUUGUGUGCUUGUGAAUGUCGAUAUCUCUCUUACUUUUGAAGAUGGCAGAGGUGGAUCUAGGAAGGUGACUACAAUGAGAUGAUUGCAUUUCAUUUUUGUCCAGAAUAGUGGAGUACAAAAUUCAUUCCAAUUGUAAAAAAUAGAUUCUGUGAAUAGUGUAUUAAUGUUAUUAAAUGUUAUAAGUUCAAGAAAAUGUGUGAUGCAUGAAAUUGUGCCUUUCUGGAUCCUCCUGUUCAAAGAAUAUGUGAAGUUCCAGAAAACAACUGUGUUUAAGGCUGCAUUUUGGACAUUCAUAUUUAAUACAAUAAAUAAGGGGUUGAAUGGUUUCAUAUAUAAGUGUUCUAUGUGUUUCAAGUGAACGGAUAGUGUUAUUCCAGAAAAGUGUUUCUUAUCAACGUAUAUCUGCCAAAUUUUUAUUAGUAUGUAAUAUAGUUAUUUAUUUGUUGUUUAAUUAAGUGUAAUGGUCUGAUAUGAAUCCUAAAGUUUACCUCAGUCAGCCAUGCAGUGAAUUGUCAGAUCCCGAUGUGCAUAUUAUAUGUUUGUACAUAAUUGUUUGAAUGUGCACUUCUGUGUGUUUCUAUAUAUGUGCAAUGCACAUGGCAUAAAUGAUCUGUUGUGGAUGUAGGAAAAUGGUUUCAAUAAAAAUUAUGUGUUUAACAAGUGAAUAAGUGACAUAAACAAGCCAAUGUCCUCUUUCUUUUCAACUUUCCAAUAUACUUUAAUGAUGAGUAGAGCCCGGAAGUUCAGGCUUUUAUUUUACCUAAAAUAAGUAGGCUAAAAGACAUUUUUUAAAAUUAAAAUAGGCGAGAAAAAAGGCAUUUAUUCUAGUUAAAGUAGGGUGCAAAAUAAGCAGAUGGACAGUAAAAAAUCACAUUUAAAAGGAGUUUUGGUAACAAAUAACAAAUUAAAAGUAUUCACACUUUUAUUCUAAUUCAAAAAUUCACAUUAGCAUUUAACAUGUAAG
Molecule: messenger RNA, 10233 nt
Organism: Gryllus bimaculatus (two-spotted cricket)
Lineage: Eukaryota; Metazoa; Arthropoda; Insecta; Orthoptera; Gryllidae
Source: the annotation of a GenBank genome assembly